This is a messenger RNA of Stylophora pistillata, 983 nucleotides long. RefSeq lists its product as uncharacterized. The record is from RefSeq and is a predicted model, not a curated record. NCBI's taxonomy places the organism in Eukaryota, Metazoa, Cnidaria, Anthozoa, Scleractinia, Pocilloporidae.
AGAGACAUGCAUUUGAAAUGACGCUUCCACAAGGGAAGUAUCUCAGGGACACCAAUGUUGAGGUUGUGGUCUCUGAAAAAGUCAGAAAAACAACAGACCCAUUUGCACUGGAUACUAUUCCACCACUGAGUUUGCUGUAACAGUGGAAUAGCCACCUUAGCUUCUUUGAGAAAGAGGCAAGGGGCUAUUACUAUUUAGAGCAUGGUUCCCACCGUUACAGCACAGCUAAUCUUCAGGAUAUGGUGAAAAUGCACUUUGCAAGAGAUGUACAAAAUGCAGUCCAAGCAGAACUUAACUGGUUUCCACAACUCUACUUGAAACCUGUCAAUAUGGAAAUGUAUCCACCUGAUAAUGCUAUCAAAGAAUUUCAGGAUCUCCUUUACACAAGGCCAUUUGAUGAAAUUCAUCAAGAGUAUAAAAUGACACCAGAUGAAAUGGCAAAACUCUGUGGUAAAAGAUGGAUAUCAAGUGACCACCUCAUGUGGGUGGCAGGAACCAUCAAUAAGGAACAAUCAAACACCUUUUGCUGGGUGCUAAAUACAGUAAAUGACAUUGAGUGCCUGGUAGAAAGGAGACUGCAAUCUCAUAAACCUAGCAGUCUUGUUUUCUUUGUCAGUGUUGCUUUAAGUACAGGAAAGACAUGCAGUACUGGCCAGUGACCAUCAUCGAGGAAUUCACUGGACUUUGUGCCAAGUAGACCAACCUAACAAGUCUGUUGUCUAUGCUGACACCCUUGGUUGGCAAGUUCUAGAGGGGCUAAUGGAGAAAGUCAACCGUUUCAUCAUUGCUGUCUACAGGGAGGAAAUAACUGAUUAUGAGAUGAACAUUUGCUACAAACCUGAAUCCACAGUCAAUGGUCAUCCCUCAUGCACACCUUCAUGUGCCAAGUACCCUGUGCAAACAUGCUCAAAUGUCUGUGGUGUCAUUUCUAUGGUAAUGGCUGCUGUUGCAACCCAUAAAAAAGAGCUUUUCUUAGAAAUGAU